Messenger RNA from Fusarium verticillioides 7600, 222 nucleotides. RefSeq lists its product as hypothetical. Lineage: Eukaryota; Fungi; Ascomycota; Sordariomycetes; Hypocreales; Nectriaceae. Bases 1 to 222 code for a protein of 73 amino acids. The record is from RefSeq and is a predicted model, not a curated record. The transcript has 2 exons.
AUGGGCGGUAUUAUGUCUUGCAUCCGGUCAUGCCUCCAGACAAUUGGGGAUGUCAUCAUGGCUAUCAUCAGUGGAAUUGGUAGAAUCUUGACCGCCAUCGUCAACGGAGUGGUCAGCUUCUGCGCUAUUCUGGUCCGAUUCUUGACCUGCGGCUAUUGCGGUUCGAAGGGAGGCAGAGCGAAGCGCCGGGGAGGCUCUCAUAUGAGGACGACAAGGGUUUAG